This is a messenger RNA of Syngnathus acus (greater pipefish), 2644 nucleotides long. RefSeq names its product synembryn-A. Lineage: Eukaryota; Metazoa; Chordata; Actinopteri; Syngnathiformes; Syngnathidae. Gene Ontology annotation, molecular function: guanyl-nucleotide exchange factor activity; G-protein alpha-subunit binding. The record is from RefSeq and is a predicted model, not a curated record. Gene Ontology annotation, cellular component: plasma membrane; cytoplasm. The transcript is spliced from 18 exons. Bases 489 to 2519 code for a protein of 676 amino acids. Gene Ontology annotation, biological process: G protein-coupled receptor signaling pathway.
CUUCAGAAAUGGAACGUGCCGCUCCUGCGCCUCCUCUGACCUUUCCAACCCCGACGCCUCGACCGUGUCUGCCGCAACGGAGGUGUCGCUGUCCAAGCUGUGAUUCCGACAAAUACAGUGCACGGCUUCCCACCGGGAACCUAUUGUUUACCUCCACCGCGAGCAGCAUCUGGCCGGCCCGUGUCGUCACAGCGCUGAGUCAUCGCCCCGUCACGAGCCACCAGUUGGACACUUGAGAACCUCUCGGCCCUGCUUCCUCUACCCACUGGGCACAAGGGAAGGUAAGAUACAUAGAGGAGAAAACGGUUUGAGCCUGCCGACACCUAGAAAAAGGAGAGAGGGAGAGCGGGGAGAAGCGGAGCGCCACCAGAACAGCGCAGAACCCAGCAGAACUCCGCACGCCGCGUCCGUCAACGAAGAAAAAGUGCUGCCGUGACAACGCACCUCUGUAAUAUCGCCCUAUUGAUAAAGAAAAUCAGUCAAGAAGCAUGCCGGUGGACGUGGAGGAGAUUAUCCGCUGCAUCAGGCACGGGGACGUGAGCCUCGCUCAUACCCAGCUGCAGAAAUUCAACACGGAGUACGCCCAGUGCUUCUUCUUCGACGCAGAGGAGAGGGACAGGAGGAAACAAAGAAAACUGGAAGAGUUCAGGAAGAAUAAAGUGAGAAAGAGUACAGAUUCAGACUCUGACUCCAAUGAGAAUGACCCGGCAGACAGAGGUGUCCUCCUCCGACAGGGUUUGGCCGUGGUGCUGGUGAGGUUCAUAAGAACAGGAAUCCCGUGUUACUUGCUGCAAGUCGCUCUGCGAACGCUGAGGAUCCUCUCUCGAGAUAAGAGGAUCCUGGGCCCCUUGGUGACUGACAACGCUCUCCUCACUCUGGCCAAAGCGGCCGGGCUGAACUCCACUGAAGCAAACGACGACGAGCCAGACGACGAGCCUGACUCUGAUUUCUACGACAACAUCAUAGCAUCCCUCGCCCAGGAGGUCCAAACGCCUUCCUGUUGCGGGGACGACGGCGACGACAGCGAUGACGAUCCGGACCGAGAGUGCUCGUCGACCUUGGAAGACGAUGCCAAGCCAGACCUCUGCAGCAAUCUGGAUGGCAUCAGCCACAGAGGCAGCAUCCAUCACAAGGAGCUGGAGCAAGGGCGGAAGGACCGACGGGAGAGCAAAAUGGAGGGCGCGGAUGAGGAGGACGACGGCGUGUCGGGAGAGGAGCUGAAGAGGAAGGAGGCUUUGAAGGUGUUGUGUAAUUUGGUGUACAACAGCACGUGGGCACAGGAAAGGUUCAGCACUCUCAGGUUGAUAUGCGGCCUCAGAGAGCGUCUCUCCUCCAGCGUCAGUUGCCCGGCUCCCUCCAGUGUUCAGUUCUACGAAUUACGACUCACCUUCCUUGUUACUGCACUGCGACCAGAGCUCAGCGCUCAGCUUCAACAGGAGGGAGGGGUCUCAAUGCUCUCAGCAGCUCUGGAGGGCUGCCUGGAGGCGCAGUGGAAGGAGCAGUACGAGUGCGUGCUGGACCCGGCGGCGCCAGCCAUUUCUCCGGAGGCUUCUCAGCGCAUCAUCGAGAUCCUCAAAAUCCUUUUCAACGUCACGCACAGAUCCCACAGGCAGGCACCCACAGAGGAUGAUGCAGCUCUCUUCCGCCAUCUCGUGGCGAUCUUGCGUCUCUGCUUGAUGCGGAAGUGCGUGAUGCCUGAGGACACUGAUGAACUGCAAGGUCACACAGUCAACCUGUUGUCGGCGCUGCCCCUCCAGUGUCUUGAUGUUCUCCUGAUGGUGCCGCUGCAGCCCGACUCGGAGCAGUGCCACGGCCUCAACAUGGAUUGCGUCCAAAUCCUGCUGCUGUUUAUGGAGAGGCGUCUCGAAUCGGGGGAUAAAGUCAAAGAGAAACUGACGCCAAUCCUCAAUCUGCUGACAGAGAGCUGCCGGGCACACAAAGAAACGCGCCACUACAUCAGGAAAUAUGUUCUGCCUCCCCUGAGAGAUGUUUCUCAGAGGCCGGAAGAAGGCUGCACUGUGAAGAGCCGCCUGAUCCGUCUCAUGACUCACCUGGAUACGGACCUCAAACACUGCGCCGCCGACCUCAUUUUUGUCCUCUGCAAGGAAAAUGUCAGGCGUUUUGUCAAGUAUACAGGCUACGGCAACGCGGCAGGCCUUCUGGCCACCAGGGGCCUUUUGGGUGGCCCGACAUCCCGACACUCGUGCAGCGAGACCACCUACUCCAGCGACUCGGACUCAGACACCGAGGAAUACCGUCAAGUUAAAGACCGAGUCAACCCGGUGACGGGGCGAGUGGAGGCGGAGCAGCCGGACCCCAUGGAGGGCAUGACGGAAGACGAGAAGGAGGAGGAGGCCAAGAGGCUGAUCAAAAUCUUCAACAAGCUGUCCAGGGAUAACAUCAUUCAGCCAAUGGGGGUGGACGCUGAUGGGAAGCUGGUCCCGAUGGCAGGACUGCGGGAGGACAGCCUCACCGAAGAAUCGGCCUCAGAUACAGAUGAAGUUGAGAAGAAUCAAUGAAGUACAAUUUUAUCAUUCAAAUAUCCUUUUACUGCAGUGGUUCUCAAACAAAGGGCUGGGGACCCCCCGGGGGUCCGAUAACCGUACCUUGAGGGUCCUCAAAAUUAAUUAAGGUAAAUUUAGAA